CGCUCCCAUUAAUUAAUGUCAAGGUCAUACGCAAAAUCUGAUACUCUUAAAGCAGUCCCUGCGCUUAUUUGAACAGCACUACGCGGAGACGUGUGGAGGAUUGAAAGCAGUACCUGACAUUCCUCAAGUCAGAAUUCCACAGACUGGUCAGGGUGUUGCUUUGGCCCUUUGCCCCUUGCUGAUGAAAACCACUGUACCCACUGUAUACGCGGUCCAGACGCAAAGAUAUGAACCUCUUCUUCUGCCGAGUAUUGAACUCCACCCGCGGAUCUAUCGCUACAGCGAGUGAACUACUUCAACUCUUUCAGAAAUUUAAUGUCUGCUUCAUUCUGAUUAAGAUCAUUUUAUAACAUCUAAUUACAUGGUGAGGUCCAAGCGCUCCUCUGGGUAACUAUUCGCUUAUCUAUUUCACGUUCACUAGACGCGUCUGCACAACAAUAACACGAGCACGGAAGCACUGGGCACGCCUGUCAGUCCGGUCGAGUCAUCGGCAGGCACCAGGAUUUUAUGAUGCAACUCAGAACGAACUUUGCCUUCCCACACGUCCCUCCUCAACCCGUACUCCAGACCGCUGCAGCAAACGCAAGCACAAGGAGCAGCGAUAUGUCGUAAAAGUUUCAACUCGGUCUCCCCUCUUCGAGCCUCCUUGUCUCUGUUGCCAGCAGUUCUCAUCGGUGAACCGCGCGCCGCAAAACGGGCGGCGCAGUCAUGUAUUACGAAGUGAGGAGUGCUGAUUGUGGAAGCGUUCGCGUUCGGUAGUGUAUGUAAUACUUCACAGCGGUUACCUUAGUAUGGCCUAGCUCACGUGCAUAGGUACCAGCAUUGUUUGGAUUCAUAAGUGGGGCUCAUUGCUGCAGGAUCAGUGACACGUGUCUAGAUGGAGAAAGAAGGCACUCUACUGCCUCCAAGGACUUCAGGGGCCACCGGCAACAGUCUAAGAGCCAAGGCCAGCAGUUCUGGAACCACAGAGACCAGUACACACACACCAAACUCUUACCCAACUUGUUCCAGGUGUCGCAAUCAUUGGUUAAAAAUUCGUGUGAAAGGACACAAGCGUUUCUGUAAGUACCGAGACUGUACGUGUGAGAAAUGCUCUCUUGUAGCAGAGGGCCAGAAAAUAUCUGCGCUCCGGAUGGCGGUGUGGCGUGCGCAGGUACAGGAUGAGGGCCACGUUGCCAAACAAGUCAAUCAGUAUCCGAAGGAGAGCAUAUCUGUCACUCGCAGAGCCUCAUCUGCCUUGGAUUCCGGCUUAAAAGCGAGGACUGGGAACUUACAGAGCACCACCCCAGUCACCCCUGAGACGGAUUCCCAUUCAAUGGAGGGCAGUAAUUACUCCUUGUCUGCCGGUGGCAGAACUACGUUCACCACGCCAUCCGCCCCUAUGACGUGUUCCCGCUCAUUUGGCGAGAGUAGCGACUCACUGCGUUCUUCAGAAAGUUUCACCGUAACACAGGCUACUGCCUUACUCGCCCCAGCCGCCCCCGCAACGAAUUCCCUGGCAACAGAGGGAACUGGCUACACACCGUCUACUGGAGGCAGAACACUCUCAGUGGAGGGGUGUUGCAAAGCACUGUAUUCUUCACGUUCUCCACUCACUGACACCUGCGGCAGAACACUGCCCAUCGCCCCAUUCCCAUCCGCCGCCCCAUGGGUGUAUUCCACCCAAACGGAGCAUAGCUCCUAUUCUCUGUCCACUGGUGACAGAAUGCUACCCACUGCCCCGUUCGCCCCUGCCGUCCCUUGGAUGGAUUCCAGCCUGAUUGAUUGGAGCUGCUUCGCUGAGUCCACAGCCGGUAGAUCACUGCCCACCGCGCCAAGUGCCGACACUAACCCUUCGCAGUUGCCACAAUGGUGCGGUCAGGAGUUCCAAAACCGUGGGUCGAUGACUAAUGUUUCCUAUGAGAUGUUAUUAAAUCAAUACUAUCUGAACUUGCGCUGUUUAAUCAAACCUCAUUGAAUACAUCACACUGCAAUCGGUUAAUUUUUCGUUGUUGUUACGUUACCAGAAAAUCGUUUUAAAUGUCCAAAAUAUGUUACUCUUUGCAUCUCAGAUUUCUUUUAUAUUGUUCCGUGAAUCUGACGAUUCAUUAACAGGAAAAAAUGAUCACUAAGCCGAUGCUGUGAAUUGGAAGAUUAAUAGAUUACUUUUGCUUUCUCAUUCAGCUUCAAAAGAUAUUCCGACAAGUGACUACCACGGGCCAAAAUGUCUUGAAAUUUCAAAGUAUUUUGCACUGAAUUUAAAAUCUGAAUUAGAAACGUUACAGCGUAUUUCAUAUGCAUUAAUCCAAGUGCCGUGGGUUUGUGACAUCUUAAGUUUCAUACGAAGUACAUCGCGAAAGAAACUACAAAUGCUACGUCAUGUGGUUUUGUGUCCAAUUCAGCAAGUGCAAUAUAAAAUGACUAUACGGCACACGAAGUGCUGGACAGUGUGAAGUUAUGUUUAUGUAUGAGAUCUUAGGUUCUCACGGGUAUUAAAAUGACGUUAUUCUAAGAUGUGACUGCUAGUUUGGUAGUCUGUGAGGUUGUGUUCAAAUGCCCUAUGUCCAGAAUCAUACCAGUAAUAAAAUAACAUUUGAAGUUUCACCAAAAUUUUGUUCCACUGUUAUGACAAUGAAGAUGACUAUUUCCAUGUAUAGUUGUUACGUGAUAUUACUAAGUUAAUAGUUUCUAGUGGUCAUGCUUGGUUUAGCUCUGAAUGUCGUAUCUCCUUUGAGAUAGCUUGACAUUUGCCCUGUUCUCAAAUAACAUACAUACUGAAGAAAUAUUUCUGACUUUGGCUCUUCCGAUAUUAGUGAACACGCUCAAAACAAUGCUUGUGACCUGUGUGUUAUUUGCAAAACUGUGAA
Molecule: messenger RNA, 2846 nt
Organism: Cryptotermes secundus
Lineage: Eukaryota; Metazoa; Arthropoda; Insecta; Blattodea; Kalotermitidae
Product: doublesex- and mab-3-related transcription factor 2-like
Exons: 1
Coding region: 878-1957 (359 amino acids)
Biological process (GO): sex differentiation; regulation of transcription by RNA polymerase II
Cellular component (GO): nucleus
Molecular function (GO): RNA polymerase II cis-regulatory region sequence-specific DNA binding; DNA-binding transcription factor activity, RNA polymerase II-specific
Source: RefSeq, a predicted model, not a curated record